AUGAGCGGAGAAAAUCGUGCUGUGGUGCCGAUUGAAUCAAACCCUGAAGUUUUUACAAAUUUUGCACAUAAAUUAGGUUUAAAAAAUGAAUGGGCGUAUUUCGAUAUCUAUAGCUUAACAGAGCCAGAGUUACUAGCAUUCUUACCAAGGCCAGUGAAGGCCAUUGUGCUGCUAUUUCCGAUAAACGAGGAUAGAAAAUCGAGUACCAGUCAACAAAUUACAAGUUCUUAUGAUGUUAUAUGGUUUAAGCAAUCAGUCAAAAAUGCGUGCGGAUUGUAUGCAAUUCUUCAUUCUUUGAGCAAUAACCAGUCAUUGUUGGAGCCCGGCUCCGACUUGGACAAUUUUUUAAAAUCUCAAAGUGAUACUUCAAGCUCGAAGAAUAGGUUUGAUGAUGUUACUACCGACCAAUUCGUCUUGAAUGUAAUAAAAGAGAAUGUACAAACAUUUUCUACUGGCCAGUCAGAAGCACCAGAAGCAACUGCAGAUACUAAUCUACACUAUAUCACAUAUGUGGAAGAGAACGGAGGGAUAUUUGAACUGGAUGGAAGGAAUUUGAGCGGACCCCUCUAUUUGGGAAAGAGUGACCCAACUGCCACCGAUUUGAUUGAACAGGAAUUAGUUAGAGUGAGAGUCGCCUCAUAUAUGGAAAAUGCAAAUGAAGAAGAUGUAUUAAACUUUGCUAUGCUAGGAUUGGGCCCUAAUUGGGAAUAA
This is a messenger RNA of Saccharomyces cerevisiae S288C, 711 nucleotides long. RefSeq names its product ubiquitin-specific protease YUH1 (gene YUH1). Gene Ontology annotation, molecular function: cysteine-type deubiquitinase activity. Lineage: Eukaryota; Fungi; Ascomycota; Saccharomycetes; Saccharomycetales; Saccharomycetaceae. Gene Ontology annotation, biological process: ubiquitin-dependent protein catabolic process. The transcript has a single exon. Bases 1 to 711 code for a protein of 236 amino acids. The record is from RefSeq and is marked reviewed.